Pomacea canaliculata is the source of this 1741-nucleotide messenger RNA. Its product is annotated as coiled-coil domain-containing protein 15-like. Gene Ontology annotation, cellular component: centrosome. Bases 36 to 1508 code for a protein of 490 amino acids. The transcript is spliced from 12 exons. NCBI's taxonomy places the organism in Eukaryota, Metazoa, Mollusca, Gastropoda, Architaenioglossa, Ampullariidae. The record is from RefSeq and is a predicted model, not a curated record.
GAGUUCAUCCCCUUUCCUAGAGAAGCGACGCCAAAAUGGCGGCUAAACAGUCUCAAGUUGAAAUUAAAACAGGCCUAAAAAAAAUUAUGAAACCCGUUAUCAGCACCGAUGUAAUGGGAAAUAGGAAUGUCGAGGUGAAAGCUGUUGGGGCGCGGGCAGAACCUGCUUUCCUUUUUUCACAGCAUCGACCUCCUAAUGCGGUGCUAGCAGCCCAAGAACAAGAGGAAAAAAUAGCUGCAAUGCAGCAAGAAAAGGAAGAAAGACUAAGUCAGUUUCAAAAAGAUGUAAGAAAACGUGUCCAGAAGAUAACAAGGACUCAACGUAAACAACAGCUAGAGAAAGAAUAUGAAAAGAUUUUCACCUAUCGCAGGGGUCUCUGGAACAUAACCCCCACAAUAGAUGCAACACCAGCAUUACCUACUGCAGAAACAUUUUCAAGCAACAGAAGGUUUUCAAAAAAAUCGAGCCUGCUGCAGACUUCACCCUCUGUUUCCAUAAAAGAGGCUUCUGCCCUAAGGUUGUCAGAGGACACACAUCAGAAAGAAGGACAAGAAAGAUUAUUUACUGCACAAAACCACCAGAUGCAUGCCUUUGCUAGCGAGGCUCGGCAGAAAUUAAGUGGUCGGAGAGUGGUUGAUGACGAUGGUGAAAUUGACAAUCUUCCUCUUAGUCAGUGGAGCAAAGUAAACAGACAAACUCAGCCAACUGAAACAGCUUGGGAUGAAGUAAGUCAUGACUACUACCAGGAAGAAGAAAAUGACCUUGAAAAGUUUCGAAGAGAUGAAAGAGAGGGAGAAGAUAUAGAGGAAGAUAAGGAUGACAGAGUAAAGGAUCAUGAAAGUUUGGGCUUUGACAGACUACACACUGUCAAGUUUGAUCUUCAGGAAAACCAGGAUGAGGAGAUUCUAGAAAAGAAGACCAGCAAAAGAACAACAAGAAAAUCUUGUCGACCCAAGUCUGCCUCAGUCUUUGACCUUCGUUCUGGAGCAACAGAAGCAGCAGAGCGUACUCGCCAAGGUCAGCAACUGCUGAGUUAUCGCCGUCUCUGCAGUGAUGUGGAAAGACAAGUGGCCAGAGAUAAUGCACAGAGGAAAAGGCAGAGAAAGAUGAUCGAAAGGCUCAAGAGAAAGAAAGAAGACUGGAGAAUGCAAGAGGAAGAACAAGCCCGCAGAAUAGUGGAGCCACGUGACCCUGUUACUGGGGACACCUGCUUUGAAACUAGCCUGCGCGACCAGCUCGAACGAACACACCUGCAAGAGGUGCUGCAAGAAAGGGAGGAUAAGCGCAAUAAGCAGCUUGAAAUGACAAGGUAUCUUGAUGCUCUGAGAAAGAACCUCCAAGAAAAACUGAUCAAAAAAGGACUAGAGUUGCCUUCCUUAUGCUGCUGUGGUGAGACCCUUUGGGACACCAAUCCAGAUACGUGUGCCAACAACUGCUUCUUUUAUCGUAAUCACAGAGCAUAUGCCAGGGCACUCCAGUCUCUACUAGUGUCUGCAGAUAUUGUCUGAAAUGGUGUUUCAUUUAGCCAUUAUAUGAAAAUCUGACUUUGAUAGAAAAAUGAUAUUGAGAUGAGUCAUAGCACAUACCUAUCCUUUCUUCAGCAUGUCAGUCGAUGCAAACUGAUUAUAUUUAUAAGCAUUGCCAAGGAUAGAUUUUUCUAAGUAUUUUUUUUAUUGAAUGACUACAUUGUUAUUUUGUAUUCAAGACUUGAGCAAUAAAGAUAGAAACUCCCAUCAACUUG